ACAAGUUCCUGGCAUUUGCUUUGGCCACUCGCUGACUCAUGGAGCAGAGGGAGCCUUACUAUACCUCCAGCCCCUGCCCUUUGGGCAGCCUGCGCGCGGAGCUGGAGCGCCACGCCCGGCUCGGGGAGUCCCUGGGGCCGCAGCUGAAGGCGGCGGUUCCGCUGCCGCGGAGCAGGCAGUGCCGCCAGCCCCCGCGGCCGCUGGCGGGGGGGCAGUGCCGAGCGCUGCCCUCGCCACAGACUGCGAGGGGCCCGAGCGCGCGGGCCAAGGUGGCCGAGGAAAGCGGGUGGCCGGCGGAGCUGGUGGCCCUAGCGGGGCUGGGCGUGCGCGGUUUGGUGCCGCGCGGUACCUUCUUCCAGCGGUACAUGACCUGUCCCGUGGAGCCCAGACGCAACGGCACAUACCAGUUCUGCGUGGUGGGUCUGGACGCCGCGCCGGGGCAGCCGAGGUACCUGGCCUGGGAGCCAACCGGCUACUUCGACCGCUUCUUCGCAUGCGAGGAGGUAGAGCUCCGCUUGGCGCUGCAGCGCGCCGGCCAGGCGGGCAGCGGCACAGUGGUGAGCUGGCCCGACGCGGCAGACGUGCAGCAGUCCUUGGUGUACACAGGCCGCUUGCCUGAGCUGGAUGCCCGAACUGGGCUGCCAGCAAUUACUCCCAGCUGCAAGCACCAGCCCAGGACGUCUAUCGACCUCCUGGGCCCAAUGCUGCAUGAAUGGCAGAAGCGCUUUUUGCCGAGCCUGCGGUUGCGGGCCGCUGGUGCGCCGCUGCGGGUGCUGGUGUUUGAUCACUCCGGGCGCCUAGCAAAGCACCUGCAGGACUCCCUGGAAGAUGUGGUGGUUGUGGCCGCGGAGGGGGCGGCAUUGCCGAGGCGCCGAUCUCUGGGCACUCUCAGAGAUAAGACGCGCCAUCCAGUGGGCGGUGCUUUGCUGAAGGGCGCACCGCCGGCGCUGAAGGUGGAGGACAAACAGUUCGAUGUCGUCGUGGUGCCGUUUGCGCUGCAGAGGCUUUGCCAUGGCGCGGAGAAUGAACUGUUGACGCUCUGGAGGGAGGCCCUUCGCUGUUGUACCGGCCACCUGCUUCUGGCCGAGGAGCGAAACAAGGACCUCGGGGAUUGGAAGGCGGUGCUGCAGGGCGACUGGUCGGCAGUUAUCCUGCAGGAGGGUGCCCUGCCCAGCAGCGAGGUGAGAGAUCACUUCCUGUCCACCUCGGACAUCGCCGAAAGGAGGUUUCUUGUGGUGGAUGCAUCGACCUUCCAGGACCGCAGGGAGGCGCGCGGUGGUCAGAUACCCACCGUGAGGAGGGCACUCUCGAAGCAGCUCAGGAGGAGUCAAACUCACUCGUAGCCACGCGUUGCCAUUGCGGCCGAAAAGCGGCCGGAAGAUGUUUGACCUCCCACAAAGAAACA
Messenger RNA from Effrenium voratum, 1405 nucleotides. The record is from the annotation of a GenBank genome assembly. NCBI's taxonomy places the organism in Eukaryota, Dinophyceae, Suessiales, Symbiodiniaceae.